Strongylocentrotus purpuratus (purple sea urchin) is the source of this 1912-nucleotide messenger RNA. Its product is annotated as kappa-type opioid receptor-like. The record is from RefSeq and is a predicted model, not a curated record. Gene Ontology annotation, cellular component: membrane. The transcript has a single exon. NCBI's taxonomy places the organism in Eukaryota, Metazoa, Echinodermata, Echinoidea, Camarodonta, Strongylocentrotidae. The coding region runs from base 684 to 1754 and encodes 356 amino acids. Gene Ontology annotation, molecular function: G protein-coupled receptor activity. Gene Ontology annotation, biological process: G protein-coupled receptor signaling pathway.
UGCUUGUAUUAAUGCGGUGGGUAAAUAUAACGCACGUAUAAACACAUAAACCCAAACAUCCUUUCGUCAACGGUAUAAUUUCAUUUGCAAAAUAUAUAUUGUAUCUUCUAUAUAUUUGCAUUUCUGUCUAAAAGGUACAGGGGUGUAUUCUGAAAUAUGAUAUGUUUGUGUAAGGAAUCCAUCAUUAUAACUUUUGCACUUUCAUUCCACCAGGUGCAGGAAGGCGAAUUGGAAUAGACCGAAAGGGAAGGUGUUAUAAAGGGGUGACUAGAACAGGUUCUAUUGUUGAGACGACGCAAUUCGAGUAAGAAGACUUUUACUGUUCACGUGGUUAUGGUUUUCGUUAGACGCCCCCUGGAGUUGUGAGUCCACCUGCUUUCUACCUAGGCUACAGUUAAGUUAUACUAAACUUCUUGAAGAUCUAUCUGUUAAAAAAUAGAUCUCUUGCAUGUGAUGCCUGCUCAAUUAGUCUUUUUGAAGGAGAUCAUCAAUACCUAGGAGGCCCGUUUGCACGGCCAGCAUAAUGGGGAGCGCUAUAUAAAAGCCAGGACGCCGCGCACAAUCCAAUAUUUCGAGGAUUGAAUCGCAGGGCACUCGAGAGUUCGUAAAAUUUGUUGCUAAAAAGGACAGGAUUUUCCGAGAGCAGAGCAGAUUGAAUAAAUCAUAAUCAUAACAAAGCCGCAAUGGAGCAACAUUCCGAAUCUAUAGAGAUUUCAUCGGCCGUAGAUGACGUUAAUUCAACCAAUACUUCUGAUUGGUCGUGGACACCGAUCACGUGGUCCUGGUGGUUAAUUAUCCAAUUAGUUUUGGCUAUCUUGGGUAUCUCGGGUAAUCUUUUAGUCAUUCUAGUUUUAUUCCAGCGUCGAAAAUACCGGAAACCUACUGAUAUUUUAAUCGGUGGUCUCGCAGUCGCCGAUUUCAUCACCUCGAUCUUUAUGAUUCCUCAACCGAAGCUAUCGGGUGUUCCCGAUACUAUCUUGGGCGAGAUUGCAUGCAAACUGAUAUAUUCAUCCGUCUUCUUGUGGAUAUCGAUAAGCUGUUCUGUGUUCACUCUAACCGCUAUCGCAAUAGAACGCUAUAUCGCUGUGGUCCACCCGUUCCAGUUCAAGCAUUGGGUUACACCUAGAAAGAUAAUAGUUUGGUUUCUUAUUAUCGGGCUAGCAGCGAUCGCGAUAAACAGUCGCACUUUUGGAACAACCUGGGUCGACAGCGAGCAUGGGAAAUGUAUGCAUAAAUAUAACGUCCCGGGCGUUCAGACAUUUUCUGGAAUCAUGGUGUUCCUGGUCCUAUUCAUCAUCCCCACUCUCAUCAUGCUCGUGUCUUACUCUCUGAUCGCACGCAGCCUCCGCUUGCGGUCCAGGCUCUACAAGCUCCAAAAGGGCGUCCAGAGUAGCAGCAACGUUUCUGGUCCAUCGGACAGGCUUCUAGUCGCUCGGAACAAGGUUAUCAAGCUUAUGUUCGUGGUCAUCAUCAUUUUUAUCGUCUGUUGGGCGGCAGAUAGCGUCGCUCUUCUAGCCUACAAUAUGAGAUGGGUGGAACGGUCCUACCUCUACAGUCCGGUCUAUCAUGUCCUCGUCGUGAUGGCGUACUUUAACACGUGUGCCAACCCGCUCAUUUACGCCAUCCACUACCCGGAAUUUAGACUGGCCGUCAAAGACCUGUUCUUCGGGUCCAGGACUGUUAGGUCGUCCCUGUUUGGAAAGGACUACAAUCUGACCACGAAGGGCAAGGUCUAUGUCAACGCUAUUGUCUGAGAGUUGCAUCCGGUCCAGGGAACUGUAAGCACCUCUGCAGGUCGACAAAGACUAGUGUUUGAAUACAUUGACUGGACCACAUUCCUUGCUUGGUGUAAACAGAUUCGCACAUCUAAUAACAUUGACAGUUCUUAAAUUCAAUUGUGAACACUUCUUGA